Messenger RNA from Bufo bufo (common toad), 3059 nucleotides. It is a transcript of the gene GNS, whose product is annotated as glucosamine (N-acetyl)-6-sulfatase. Gene Ontology annotation, biological process: glycosaminoglycan metabolic process. The coding region runs from base 92 to 1708 and encodes 538 amino acids. The transcript is spliced from 14 exons. The record is from RefSeq and is a predicted model, not a curated record. Gene Ontology annotation, molecular function: N-acetylglucosamine-6-sulfatase activity; glycosaminoglycan binding. Lineage: Eukaryota; Metazoa; Chordata; Amphibia; Anura; Bufonidae.
GGGCAUGUGACUGGAGAGAGCAGCUGACCAGCGCGGCUUCACUUCCUCUUCUAGGAGAAGGUAUACUAUGCAGUAACCGGAGAGGCUGACGAUGUGUGCCCGCCGCUCACCCCCAGCAUGGCUCCCGCUGCUGCUGCUCCUGUGCCCGGCGCUUGUGCCAGCGGGAGGGGAAUCCCGGAGACCGAACGUAGUGCUGAUCCUGACGGAUGACCAGGAUGUCUCCCUCGGUGGCAUGACUCCAUUAACGAAGACUAAAGCACUGAUUGCAGAUCUCGGUGUAACUUUUACAAAUGCAUAUGUUGGUAGUGCUCUUUGCUGUCCAAGCAGAGCCAGUAUUCUGUCUGGCCGGUAUCCACAUAACCACCAUGUUGUCAACAACACAAUAGAAGGAAACUGCAGCAGUAAAGCGUGGCAGAAGGCACAAGAGCCAUAUACCUUCCCUGCUCUCCUCCAUUCCUCUGGUUACCAGACAUUCUUUGCUGGAAAGUACUUAAAUCAGUAUGGCUCAGAAGAUGCGGGUGGAAUCAGUCAUGUACCUCCUGGAUGGAGCUACUGGUUUGCUUUGGAAAAAAAUUCAAAGUACUACAACUAUACCCUAUCAGAAAAUGGACGGGCGCGGAAUUAUGGAGAAAACUACAGUGUGGAUUACCUGACUGAUGUCUUGGCCAAUAUCUCCUUGGAUUUUCUAAACUACAAAUCAAAUAAUGAACCUUUCUUCAUGAUGAUUGCCACUCCAGCCCCGCACUCUCCAUGGACAGCUGCUCCUCAAUAUGAAAGCUCUUUCCAUGAUGUCGCUGCACCCAGGAACAGCAAUUUCAAUGUGCAUGGCAAGGAUAAACACUGGCUAAUACGACAAGCCAAGACCCCUAUGUCUAAUACUUCCAUACAGUUCCUGGACAAUGCUUUUCGCAAGAGGUGGCAAACUCUGCUCUCUGUGGAUGACCUGGUGGAGAAGCUCCUAAAGCAACUUCAGGCCCGUGGAGAAUUGGAUAACACCUUUAUUUUCUUCACAUCUGACAAUGGAUACCACACAGGGCAGUUCUCCCUGCCAAUCGAUAAAAGGCAACUCUAUGAGUUUGACAUUAAAGUCCCAUUACUUGUUCGGGGACCGGGGGUGAAGCCUAACCAGACAAGCAAGGCACUUGUAGCAAACAUUGAUCUUGGUCCAACUAUCUUGGAUAUUGCCGGAUAUGACCUCAAUAAGACCCAGAUGGAUGGGAUGUCAUACCUCCCCAUUUUGAAAAACAGUAAUGAAACCUGGAGAACAGAUAUUUUGGUUGAAUAUCAAGGUGAAAGUGUUAACCGUACUGAUCCAGCAUGCCCAGCUCUUGGCCCUGGAGUGUCUCAAUGUUUCCCAGAUUGUGUGUGUGAAGAUGCCUAUAACAACACGUAUGCCUGUGUGAGGACGAUUUGUAAAGACCAUGACCUGCAAUAUUGUGAGUUUGAUGAUGCAGAGGUUUUUGUUGAAGUCUAUAAUUUGACAGCAGAUCCAAGUCAGUUGACAAACAUUGCUAAGACUAUAGACCAAGAGAUCCUUGAAAAGAUGAACCAUCGGCUCAUGGUCCUGCAGUCCUGUUCUGGAGUUUCCUGUCGAAGUCCAGGGGUCUUUGAUCCCAGGUACCAGUUUGACCCAAUGUGGAUGUUCAGAAAUGGGGACCCAGGCCAUUUGUUGAGGAGGAAGUCAUUGAAGUGGAGCACCUUACUAUAGAGGGUGGGAUUUUCACAUACACCCCUAUGAUGAAGUGAUUGAGAUGGUCUUUUGAUUGCCGACCACCAACCUUGCAGACUUCCAUGACCUGGCUUAUUGCUGUCAUAUUUUGUGCAGGACCUAAUCAAAAGCUGACUACCUUUGUUGAAAUCUGUGAAUUAUGGCAACUCUGCCCAUGUUAAUAUUUUCUUCCCAGAUCUAUCAUGUGUAGACCCCCUUGCGGAUGAGAUUGGGUAAGGCUUGCCAAGAUAAAGGGAACAGAACUAGUCCUACUAUUGUCUUCUAGCCAGUCUGAUAAGCAGUGAAGCUUUGUUUGAUGAACUAAAUUGCUUGGCACUAAUGUCCUGUAAUGAAAUUAUUUUUGUAACAAGAAUAUUUUUGUUAUAUAUAUGUGCCGAACACAUAUCAGGCUUUCAAGACAUCAGUAGACCUUGCAGCUAGGUUUAAUGCUAUUUAAUCAUGUUCUAUAGUAUAAUUGGCUCCUAGGGUCUCAUGACACAAUUCUGUAUCCUACUUUGAUCCUGUUCUUUAUCAUGUGGUCUGUCUACUAGUGCGUGGUCAUAUGUAUCAAGAACAUUGGUGGGAGCUAGACCGGUAAUAAUUCCCUGCCCUGGUGGUAUAGGACAAGUCACUAACAGAAGACAUAUGUGGUAACCUACCAUAAAUUGGCACAUCAUUAAAAAAAAUAUAUAUUUUUUUCUGUUAUUCGGGCCUGUUUUCAUCUGAUUAUCAUCUGCUUCAAAGGAUGUAGCCAUAUAUCCUAGCUAUACUCUUUUAUAUACUAAAGGGGACAUUUAUGAAGACUGGUGAUUUAGAUACCGAUAUUUGUCUAUCCUGUGCUGGCGGUUCAUCCGCCUAAGUUAUGUAGGCAGACUUUACACUUGUCUAAAUCCCUUUUUGCCGUAGAUUUAGACCAUUUUCUAUGCCUAAAACAUGGGAUGGGCCUGCCAGCCCAUCCAGACCUGGCGUGAGGAGAGGAAAAAGUCGCCAAAAAGUGGCUUAUAUCUGUUCAAAAAUGAGCCCCUAAAUCUUCAUUGAAUUGGGACAGAAUUCAAAUUUGUUGGAUCUUAAAGUUUCAUGAAUUAUUUGUAUAUUGAUCAGUUGGUUUCCCAUGUUCCUUCAGAUGUGGCAAGCCAUCACUGCGGUCUGCAGUACAAACUUCUUCAUGGGAGAUGUCAGUACCACCAUCUUUGUUUUGUUUCUUCUUGGCUUAUUUAUAUUGCAAUACCACUAUAAGGGUCCAUUCACACGUCCGUAAGUGUUUUGCGGAUCCGCAAAACACUGACACCAGCCAUAUGCACAUGGCCUGCACUAUAAUAGAAAAUGCCUAUUCUUGUCCCUUAUUGUGCAC